Molecule: messenger RNA, 814 nt
Organism: Sphaeroforma arctica JP610
Lineage: Eukaryota; Ichthyosporea; Ichthyophonida
Exons: 2
Coding region: 131-658 (175 amino acids)
Source: RefSeq, a predicted model, not a curated record
CUUCAACUACACGGAUAAUAUUCCGUGGUUAUUCGAGUAUAAAUAAAGAGGCAAAAUACAUGCUAUAUCACAACACAGCUUAUUUAUAAACAAAGCAGUAGUAAUCAGAAACAACUCAGUUCGGAUCAACAUGAAGGCGACAUUCUUUUCCGCUAUACUAGCCUUGGUGCUAGCAAUGGUACUUGCCAACUCCGUUGGAAAACAUUCUUUGAAGAGAAGAGAUCAUUGCACGGGGGCGAACGAAGAGUACGCUGAUUUGAUGUGCAACGAUGGAGAAGUAUCUGAACUUGAUGGCGUAGGUUGUGUAACAGGCGAGUGUAUCUGCGACCCGGAGUGCGAAUUCACUGAGGACGAUUUGGAAGAUUGCCCGGUGGGCUCACCAAGAAAGCACGUCGACAGCUGCCCUGUAGAUGAGUGUGUUGCUCCUGCCAUGUCGAAGGAGGAGAUGGAAAUGAUGGAAAUGAUUGAAGAUGGUGACAUGGAAGGUAUGGAUAUGGAAGGCAUAGAUAUGGAAGAGAUGAAGGAUAUGAUGAAGGAUGAUGAUGAUGAUGAUCAUAAAGAUCACGAGGAUGAUGAGGAGGAUGAUGAUGAUGAUGAUGAAGAUUACAAGGAUGACGAUGAUGAUAACGAUGAUGAUCAUGAGGAUCACGAGGACUAGAUAUAGUAUUGCCAAUCUCCUUGCUCACUCUCGACUAGUAAUUCAAUGCUAUAACUAUACGGUCUGGGGAGAUGUCAAACAUAAUGCGUCUACCAGCGCCCUUAGGGUCGUUUUAGAUAUAAACGUUCAAUAAAAGACAAAGAAUUCUGAAAAAAG